AUGCAUUACAGCAACUUCAUCGCCCUCCUCGCUGCCGCUUCCAGCGCUGUGGCUGCUCCACUUGCUGCUCCCGAGGCGGCUGCUGAGAGCAUCCAGGCUCUGGACAAGCGCGCUCCUACGGUCGCUCACGACUCUCUUUGGCCCAUGCCUGAAAAGGUCCGUGGUGGCGUUGAAGGUAAUGCCAUCCGCCGCUACGAGCCGUUCCUCCACAUCGCUUCCGGCUGCCAGUCGUACACCGCCGUCAACGACAAGGGCCAGGUGAGCGGUGGUCUCGACAACACUGGCAGUGCCACCGGUGGCUGCAGGGAUGACCGCCGCGGUCAGACCUAUGCCCGCGGUGCCUGGCACAAUGGCCGCUACGCCAUUAUGUACGCCUGGUACUUCCCCAAGGACCAGAUCUCCGACGGCGGUGGCAACUUCGGUCACCGCCACGACUGGGAGAACGUCGUCAUCUGGAUUGACAACCCGGCCAACGCCAACCCCCGCGUCUUCGGUGCCGCCGCUUCGGGUCAUGGCUCCUACAAGAAGACCACCAACCCCCAGAUGCGCGAUGGCAACCGCCUCCAGGUCGAAUACAUGACCAACUUCCCCACGAAUCACGAGCUGCAGUUCAAGACCAGCCCUGGCCGUGACUUCUGGAUGGUCGAUUGGAGUACGCUCCCUAAGGCUACCACGGACGCCCUCAAUGAGCACAAGUGGGGCAAAGCCAACUGUCCGUUCAACAAAGACAACUUCAACAAUAACCUCAACAAGGCUUGGGUCUAA
Molecule: messenger RNA, 765 nt
Organism: Lasiodiplodia theobromae
Lineage: Eukaryota; Fungi; Ascomycota; Dothideomycetes; Botryosphaeriales; Botryosphaeriaceae
Product: Necrosis and ethylene inducing peptide 1
Exons: 2
Coding region: 1-765 (254 amino acids)
Source: RefSeq, a predicted model, not a curated record